AAUCGAGAGUCCAACCAACCUCAUCUCCUCCCUCCUCUUCACUCGUCUCUCUCCUCGGCUCCUCACCUCGCUCCUACCUCCGCCCGCCGCCAAUGGCCACCAUCACCCCACUCGCCGUCCGCGCCGCCCCCUCCGGCCUCCUCUCGCACCGGCGGAACGGAGCCAAAGCACACCCGGGUCUCGGUGGACUGGAAUUAGCAACACAUGGCAUUUCUUCACGGCUGGGUGAGAGGAUGCAUUGCCAUUCUUCUCUCAGGAAAAACACAAUUGUAGCAUCAGAGAAUGAUAAUCCACCUUUAAUGCCGGCUAUCAUGACUCCCGGUGGCCCUCUUGAUUUGGCAACUGUACUAUUGGGAAAUCGUGUAAUCUUCAUUGGUCAAUAUAUUAACUCCCAAGUGGCACAGCGUGUGAUAUCGCAGCUUGUUACACUUGCUGCUGUUGAUGAAGAGGCUGAUAUUCUGAUCUACCUGAACUGUCCUGGUGGAAGUCUUUAUUCCAUCUUAGCUAUCUACGAUUGCAUGUCAUGGAUAAAACCCAAAGUUGGGACAGUGGCCUUUGGUGUUGUUGCUAGUCAAGCAGCAAUCAUUCUUGCUGGUGGUGAGAAGGGAAUGCGCUACGCAAUGCCAAAUACUAGAGUAAUGAUUCAUCAACCUCAAGGUGGAUCAGAGGGUAAUGUGGAAGAGGUGAGGCGACAAGUUGGGGAAACCAUUUAUGCUCGUGAUAAAGUUGACAAAAUGUUUGCUGCUUUCACCGGGCAACCAUUGGACAUGGUGCAACAGUGGACAGAGAGGGAUCGCUUCAUGUCUUCUUCUGAGGCCAUGGAUUUUGGACUAGUUGACGCCCUUCUGGAAACAAGAUACUAGCAAAGGAACACGUACCCACAUUCUAUUAGCUGGGACUAGCGCAAAGACUGAAGAAUUGGAGCUGAAUUUAGAUGUUUGCCGCCCAUCUUGUUCAGCGCCUCAGAAUGACAGGAAGUCCGGACUGGAUAGCAAGAAUGAACGCCUUCGAACACAUGCUGAGCAAUAUUUUGGUCGAUCACUGUGUUAAUUACGACUUUUCCUCCUCUGCUUUUUGUAGUUGGUCGUGACACUCGCCAGCCUAUUAUGGUAGCUCAUAGGAUGGCGUGGUAAUGUUAAAGCGAUGAACAAUGUUUAGGGUAGGCCUAGAUGGUCCUUGCUGUUGCUGAUGGGAGAAAAAUGUCAGUUUGAUUUAGCAAACCAAUAGGAACAUCUGCAAAGUUGUAACAGGAUGACAGUGCUGUGAAUUUUGCAGUUGCAACGGAAGACAUGUUUUGUUCA
Molecule: messenger RNA, 1301 nt
Organism: Phragmites australis (common reed)
Lineage: Eukaryota; Viridiplantae; Streptophyta; Magnoliopsida; Poales; Poaceae
Product: ATP-dependent Clp protease proteolytic subunit 6, chloroplastic-like
Exons: 9
Coding region: 93-863 (256 amino acids)
Biological process (GO): protein quality control for misfolded or incompletely synthesized proteins
Cellular component (GO): endopeptidase Clp complex
Molecular function (GO): serine-type endopeptidase activity; ATPase binding; ATP-dependent peptidase activity
Source: RefSeq, a predicted model, not a curated record